Messenger RNA from Apis cerana (Asiatic honeybee), 1239 nucleotides. RefSeq lists its product as uncharacterized. Gene Ontology annotation, molecular function: chitin binding. Lineage: Eukaryota; Metazoa; Arthropoda; Insecta; Hymenoptera; Apidae. Gene Ontology annotation, cellular component: extracellular region. The record is from RefSeq and is a predicted model, not a curated record.
ACGCUAUAUAAGAGAAUGAAGAACCGGCCGGCCAAGAUAAAGCUUGUGUAUUGUCAACAUUCAUCGUGCUGUUACUCCUCUACCUCCGUCGUUGACAGAAUGUAUUGGCUGUGUCUUGCGGCAUUAACUGCGACCGUGGCAGCGCAAGGUUCUUACGAUUUGGAACCAAGAGUGUCUUUUCCCGGCAAAUCGUCCAGCUUAGGGCCACUCUACUCGUCUGGCCUUAACGCUGGUCAAGGUUUUCGCGAUAACAGUUACGAGGAUAACAUUGUAACACCUACUCCUUCCCCAACACCUGCCUACAGAAAUCCAAGCAGUCAACCACCUCUUUAUCGCAAACCAUCGGCUGCAUCUCUCGAUCAAACAGGUAUCAGAGUGAAUGGACCUCCGCGUGGUAUUCUUCGUGGUGGUCAACCACAAAAUCCAAAAGAGGCUGAAGAACUUGAAGAAAAAGAAGAACCCGAUCGUUUGACUCUUCUUUUACCGCAAAGUAAAUUCGAUUGUGUGAACAAACAAACAGGCUAUUAUGCUGAUGAAGAUCUUAAUUGCGAGGUCUUUCACUAUUGUCAAGAUAACGCGAAACAUUCUUGGAUUUGUCCCGAAGGAUUUACAUUCCAUCAGGUUCAUCUGAUUUGCAUGCCACCAAGUGGGGACAUAAACUGUAAGAAAAGCUCGCAAUAUCACUUCGUUAACGAAUAUCUUUAUAAACCGUUGAACUUGGCUGAAGCUGAAAACAAACCGAAUGUGACCUUGAGAUACAGUGAAAGAUAUUUUCCGGCAGACAUUCACCCGGAUGAGCGUGAAAUUGGCGAUUAUCAAAUUACUCCUUCUGCACCUAUUCGUCGUCCCACACCACCAAUAUAUGCAAGUCAACAAUCAGCUACACUGAAUAGUAUUCCACCGUCAGCACGUCCACAACCAACCAGUCUUCCACAAUUUCGUUUACCAGUGAAUCAAGUUUUUCGUAGUCCCGAGGAAGUGAAUAUUCCGCUUCAACACAGACGUCCGCAACCUCAACAUCAACCUGUGAGAAGAUUCCCUCAAGUACGACCUGAUGAUGAAGAAUACGAAUAAAUUUAAUCGACAUUCAUUUGAUAAUUAUCAUUCAUUGUUACAUUCAUCAUCGCAAAUCUGUCGUUAAUUAUAUUACAUGUGGUUUCAUCAUUCAUAUUGCGUUAAAAUUAUAAAAGAAGGAAGAAAACAUUUCGGGAAUAAUAAUUAUUAUUUAUUCAAAUAAAA